Messenger RNA from Cydia pomonella (codling moth), 2597 nucleotides. Its product is annotated as myogenesis-regulating glycosidase-like. Gene Ontology annotation, molecular function: hydrolase activity, hydrolyzing O-glycosyl compounds. Gene Ontology annotation, biological process: carbohydrate metabolic process. Bases 481 to 2334 code for a protein of 617 amino acids. Lineage: Eukaryota; Metazoa; Arthropoda; Insecta; Lepidoptera; Tortricidae. The record is from RefSeq and is a predicted model, not a curated record. The transcript is spliced from 9 exons.
GGCGAUGGAAUGUUCAAAACGUCAGUGUAUGGGAACAUACACAUACUACGUGACCAGUUUAUGGGGGGAGGAGGGAUCUUCAAAAUACCACGCUUGGUCACAGGAGGGUGUCGAUAUCCUUUAGGGAAAUCUCACGCUUUUCCGAGGUUUAUUCAAAUAUGGCGGCCAGGGUUUAGUGCUGUUGAAAGUCACAUUCAUUUAGAUAUCAUUUUGAAGUCACAAUGUAAGUAUGAAUUAUAUUCCUAUACAAUACACGCGUCCGUACUUACCCACUAAUCGUCCAAAGGUAAGACAACGACCUGUCACUGCAGUUUUGUCAAGAUAAGGAUAAAAUUUCCGCCAUCACGCCCAUAUCCUGUCAUGGGGUAUGCUAUCGAGACGAUAGCUUAUCAUCCCGGACAGAUUGGAUAUGUGAGAUGAUAUAAAUAUUGGGCGACGCUGGCAUCUGUAGUACUCGCAGUUUAGCGUGACUCUUAGAAGAUGAAGCUGUUCUUUUUACUGGCAGGAGUCACGGUGGUGCUGUGCGCUGCGCCGCGCGCCCAAAACACCAGGAGUCUGCUGGUCGAAGAACAUUCUGAUGGCGGCUUCCAUCUCACCAUCGCUGACGAUGGAGGAGUGUCAGAGGUCCUCGGCAUCUUAGGCCGCAACGUCGUCGUCGACGACUCCGUGACUUUUGAUGUGACCUCAACCUUCGAUGAGGGCAGCGGCGGUUACAGAAUCACUGUGACGUGGGACGGGCCUAGUGACCGGGUGUUUGAGGACUGCUUCGACUUCGGAAACAAACAAUGGUUCGCCGGCCCCGAGCAGAAGGAGCAAUACUGGCCCCUCCAACACGCAAACCUGAAGAAGUACUCCAUUAUCUCCAAAGAGGACGACAACGCCGCCGUCUCCGAGCGCUACUGGCUCAACUCCGCCGGACACUACUUCUACGUUCACCCCGAAGCACCCCUUUUUGUGGACUACCACAAUAGCCUAGACAACCAUAUUUGCUUCAUUGCUGAAGUCACCGCUCCUUACUCCACUAGACGUACCCACAACGUCCUCAAAUACGACAUCUGGCUGUUCGAGAACACUAAAGUAGCUCACCAACACGCUGUCGACACUUAUCUAGGAAAACCGUCAGGCAUACCUGACUAUCGCAUGAUCCAGUACCCAGUCUGGUCUACCUGGGCGAGAUACUCGAGAGAAAUUGACCAGGAUAGUCUCUGGGCUUUCGCCAACGAGAUUAAGGAUAGCGGAUUCCCUAACGCUCAGUUCGAAAUCGAUGAUCUCUGGGAAAUCUGCUACGGAUCCUUAACUGUUGAUGAGAGGAAAUUGCCUGACUUUAAGAAACUAAUCCAGGAUAUUAAAGGGUUGGGUUUUAGAGUUGCUAUAUGGGUGCAUCCUUUUAUUAACAAGGAUUGUGAUCCUUGGUAUUCUGAGGCUCUGGAGAAAGGUUUUUUGGUACUUAACGAGGAAGGUAGCCCUGAUUCGACCUGGUGGAACAAUAACGGAUCUCUUCCUGGUUACAUCGACUUCACCAAUCCGGAGGCAGCUGCGUGGUAUAGCAGCAGGCUCCACGACCUGAUCGAUACCUACGAUAUUGACACGCUGAAGUUCGAUGCCGGAGAAUCCAGCUGGUCUCCUCAGAUCCCUGUACAAAAUGGCGACAUCGACCUUCACCCCGGGCACAUCGUACAGACCUACGUCAGAGAAGUGGCCAAGUUCGGACCCGCCAUCGAAGUACGAUCCGGAAUGAGGACCCAAGACCUGCCCAUAUUCAUCCGGAUGGUGGACAAAGACACGCUGUGGGACUUCAACAACGGUCUGGCGACUCUAGUUACCACACUACUGUCUAUGAACCUGAACGGCUAUACGCUGGUGUUGCCUGAUAUGAUUGGAGGAAACGGAUACAACGAGAAGCCAAGCAAGGAGCUGUUCAUUCGUUGGUUGCAAGCCAACGUCUUCAUGCCGACGCUGCAGUACUCCUUCGUACCCUGGGACCAUGAUGAUGAGACGGUGGAAAUCUGCAGGAAAUAUACUCAGCUUCACGCCGACUAUGCCGAUGACAUUGUGGCAGCUAUGGAGGCGUCUGUCAGAGAUGGUACCCCUGUGAACGCGCCCAUCUGGUGGCUCGACCCUACGGACGAGAUAGCUCUAGCUACUUGGGAUGAGUUCCUCCUGGGUGAGAAGAUCCUGGUAGCACCCGUGCUGGAGCAAGGAGCGGUGUCCCGUUCAGUGUACCUGCCGCGCGGGACGUGGCGCGACGCCGAGGGCGCGGUGUACGAGGGACCGACGACCCUGGACUACCCGGCGCCCAUCGAUGUGUUGCCAUAUUUCAUUCUCCAAAACUAAUGUUCCGAAAAGCUGGUUUAUCACACCGGGAGCAACUUCUUCUAUACACAAAUUGCCUACUAGAAUACCCGUACAAUCUAUAUGCCGCGCGGGUCCAUGGGCCGAUUACCCUGAACUAAUACCUGGCACCGAUCGGCGUGCUGCAUGACUUCAUUACCCCUCUUGGUUACAACAUAUCAAAUCACGCUAAAUAUUACAAUACGUUACUGUUUCCUGUAUUUCUAUUUAUUAGUGUUUUUUUAAUAAAAUCUACUCGAAUUGAA